CCAAGCUUGCCAUGGUGCUUCAUGAUGGAGCAGCCCAUCAGUGUGCCACCCAGCACCAACAGCAAAGAGUACCAGGGCUGGAGGGCUUUGUGGCAGCCAUUUCCCAUUUUAACUUCAAUAAGCAGCAACCUGGCAGGGACACUGGCCUUGAUGGGCAAUGUGAUUCUUUGGAAGCUAAGCAACACAGCCAUGUUGGCCAGCUGUGCCAUCUACCACAUCCUCCGGGAGGCUGCUCUGCCUCCCACCAUCAUCCAGUUUGUGCCAGCUGACGUGCCCACAUUUGGGGACACUAUUACCAGCUCAGUGUACCUCUGCAACAUCAACUUAAUAGGCAGUGUGCCCACCUUUAAAAACCUGUGGAAGCAGAUAGCCCGGAAACUGGAUCGCUUUUGCACCUUUCCUGGCCUGGCCAGAGAGUGCACUUGGAAGAACUUCCACUUUGUGCACCGUUCAGCAGACAUGGACAGUGUGGUGGCGGGACCCUAUGCUCAGCCUUGAGUACAGUGGCCAGAAGUGCUCAGCCUGCUCCCACCUCUAC
Messenger RNA from Pipistrellus kuhlii (Kuhl's pipistrelle), 538 nucleotides. Its product is annotated as delta-1-pyrroline-5-carboxylate dehydrogenase, mitochondrial-like. The record is from RefSeq and is a predicted model, not a curated record. The transcript has a single exon. Gene Ontology annotation, molecular function: L-glutamate gamma-semialdehyde dehydrogenase (NAD+) activity. The coding region runs from base 22 to 498 and encodes 158 amino acids. NCBI's taxonomy places the organism in Eukaryota, Metazoa, Chordata, Mammalia, Chiroptera, Vespertilionidae.